AUGCUACUCUUUCCUGAAGCUGUCGUGCUCUCUGGAGAAGCCGUAGCUGUUUCUGAUGUGAUGGAUUCAAAGCUGGUGGUCUCUGGCAAAGUGGGAGAAGUCACCAUGCUGCUCUUUCCUGAAGCUGUCGUGCUCUCUGGAGAAGCCGUAGCUGUUUCGGAUGUGAUGGAUUCAAAGCUGGUGGUCUCUGGCAAGAUGCUCCUGGGACGAUACUUGCUCUCUUGUCUUUUCCAUCUCCUGAUGGUUUCCCGCCAGUCUGCGUUGGCUCAGAAAGAUCGGAAGAAAGUGGUCCACGUGUCUGAGGACGACAGCGGUGCGGUUGUGGUUCAGACAGCACCUGGGAAAGUGGUCACCCACCGUGGGGGCACCAUCAUCUUGCCUUGCCGCUUCCACUAUGAUGUAUCGGCCCAUGACCCCGAUGAGAUCCGCUUGAAGUGGACCAAGAUGGUGGAGCCCAUGUCAUUUGAGGACGUCUUUGUAGCCAUGGGGAAGGAGCGCCGAGCCUUUGGGAACUACCGGGGUCGAACCACCCUGCAGGAGGACGGAUCCAGUGACGCCUCCCUCAUCAUCCGGAAUGUUACUCUUCAGGAUUAUGGGCGCUACGAGUGUGAGGUGACCAAUGAGCUAGAAGAUGAUGCUGGAAUGGUGAAGCUGGACCUGGAAGGGGUGAUCUUCCCCUACCACCCUCGCUUGGGGCGCUACUCGCUGAAUUUCCAUGAAGCACAGAAGGCCUGUCUAGAGCAGGAUGGCAUCCUGGCCUCCUACGACCAGUUGCACGAAGCCUGGCUGGAUGGACUGGAUUGGUGCAACGCUGGGUGGCUGGAAGAUGGCUCUGUCCAGUAUCCCAUCUCCAAGGCCCGGGAUGAAUGUGGACGAAAAGACACCCCAGUUGGAGUGAGGAACUACGGCUACCGGCACAAAGACCGCGAGCGUUACGAUGCCUUCUGCUUUACUUCAAAUCUGAACGGCAAAGUCUUCUUCCUCAAAACCUACCGCAAACUCAGCUUCCCCGAAGCCGUCUUGGCCUGCAAGCGAAACGGAGCUAUGGUGGCCAAGGUGGGCCAGCUCUACGCCGCUUGGAAGAUCCAGCUCUUGGACAAAUGCGAGGCCGGCUGGGUUGGGGACGGAAGCGUCCGCUACCCCAUCGUCAACCCCAGGUCGCGCUGUGGGGGCCGGGAACCCGGCGUUCGCAACCUGGGCUUCCCCGACAAGAAAUACAAACUCUUUGGGGUCUAUUGCUUCAAAGAGGCUGGUCUCGGCAUGUGCUGCAUCACCACCCGGCUGGAGCUGACCCUGCUGAUCCUUGCCUGCUCAUCUGAAUCUUCUUCAGCAUCUCGGAAGAAGAAAAGCGCUGCUUUAGCCUUUCGCAUUGGCUGCUCCAUUGCUGAUGAUGCUACUUUGGGACUCAUGUUUUCCGUUGUCCUGCUUUCUCAUGUUGCAACCACCGGCUCUUGGUUGAAAGCCCUCCUCCCAGCCUGUCCUGUUUCGAGCCACAAAGCUGAAAUCUCGCGGGUGAGCCAACUCUCCCGUCAGCCAGUGGUUGUGGGAGCUGGACCGUAA
Molecule: messenger RNA, 1560 nt
Organism: Ahaetulla prasina
Lineage: Eukaryota; Metazoa; Chordata; Lepidosauria; Squamata; Colubridae
Gene: HAPLN4
Product: hyaluronan and proteoglycan link protein 4
Exons: 8
Coding region: 1-1560 (519 amino acids)
Biological process (GO): cell adhesion
Molecular function (GO): hyaluronic acid binding
Source: RefSeq, a predicted model, not a curated record